Telopea speciosissima is the source of this 1483-nucleotide messenger RNA. RefSeq names its product protein sym-1. Gene Ontology annotation, cellular component: membrane; cytoplasm. NCBI's taxonomy places the organism in Eukaryota, Viridiplantae, Streptophyta, Magnoliopsida, Proteales, Proteaceae. The transcript has 8 exons. The record is from RefSeq and is a predicted model, not a curated record. Bases 132 to 1025 code for a protein of 297 amino acids.
ACUAAUUAUAGGUAUUGGGUUACUCUCUGUAGAUUUCUGCUGCUGCCAAAUUAUGAUAAUCAAGCAUAUGGUUUAGAAACAUUCUUACGCUACAAACCCUUUGAAGCAGAGAUUAUCAGAGUGAGGGAAAGAUGGCUGUAAAUCUUGGAACAAUUAUUCGUAGAUCUCCCUCUUUAGCCCGUUCCAUUAUUUUCAAUCCAAAACCAGUUUCUCCUUUCCGUAACCUUAGUAGAAUUGCUACAUGUUCUGCUACGAGAAGUGGUUUUAGGGUGUGUUCAUCGUGCUUCAUACACACACCCUCUAUAAAUUCCUAUCAUAGAACUGGGUUUAAGGACUUGGGUCUCUCCGGGAUGAAAAUUCGAGACUUGGGUUUGGAUUACUUUCGGGUUUCGGCAGUUUCAGGUGGCGGCGGUGUUGGAGGAACUGGUGGUUUUGGGGGCCAGGGUGAUGGAAAUUCAGGUGGCAGAGGCGAUGAUGGUGGUGGAAGUAACUGGUCUUUGCUUUCCUGGUAUUUGGCUGUUCUUGAGAAGUAUCCAGUGUUUACAAAAGCGGUCACGUCUGCACUUUUGACUUUCGUUGGGGAUUUAAUCUGCCAGCUAUGGAUUGAUCAAGUCUCAACACUGGACUUGAAGCGAACAUUUCUAUUCACUCUCUUGGGAUUUGUGUUAGUUGGUCCCACAUUGCAUUUCUGGUAUUUGUACCUAAGUAAAUUGGUGACCGUGCCAGGAGCAUCUGGAGCUUUAUUGCGCCUUCUGCUUGAUCAGUUCCUUUUCUCUCCCAUCUUCAUUGGAGUUUUCUUAUCUGUACUCGUAACUCUUGAGGGAAGACCAUCAGAAGUAGUACCGAAACUUCAACAGGAGUGGUUUUCUGCUGUAUUGGCAAAUUGGCAAUUGUGGAUACCUUUCCAGUUCCUUAACUUUCGAUUUGUCCCGCAGCAAUUCCAGGUUCUUGUUGCUAAUGUGGUUGCCCUAGCAUGGAACGUGAUUCUAUCAUUUAAAGCUCACAAAGAGGUUCUUGUCAAAUAGAAUCAGGGUUGCUGCUUUACUGGUUCUGAUGCUUAUUUAUUUGAGUCAGAGCUUAAACAAUCCAUAAACAUGCUCUAAUGAAGCUUCACAUGGUGGUUCUUGUCUCUAACAUCUUGGUCCCUUGUGGCGGAACAUAUUUGUUUGCUAGUCUAAGCCCUAGUGUGUACUGUAAUGGGUACGGUGACUUUUGUGUGAAAAAUCAGUCAUAGAUGUAAUGCUCGUAGUAUUGAUUGUUAUUGUCACCUUUAAACCUAUUAUUUCUGAUAAUUAGAAUUCUGAUAACUUUCUUGCUCUUGAACUCACUUUCCACUCGAGAAUGAAUGUUGGAAAUUCUUCAAUGACAUGUUCCUUUGAUUUUUGUGUAUAUAUGCGAUGGUUAUGGUAGGGAGUCAAUGGAAGGAUGUUGCAAUGUGGUUAACCUGCUUACCAUUUUGCAUGAUAAGGCAGGCAGAUGAACA